ACUCAACCGAAGAAUUAAAGACUCCAAACCAAGAAUUAAAGAAUCCAAGCCAAAAGUUAAAAUAUUCAACUAUCUUUAGUGUGAUCAUUUCUCUUAUACUUUAUCCAUUAACUCAAAUUGCUUUUAUAACGGUUGUCGACCCUAAACAUGCUAUUGACUCUAAUGAUAUUGCUAUAGAAUUUGGACACACUAUACUUGGUGAGCCCGGAAGGAUAAUUAUUGCAAUAUGUAUUUUAAUUUCUUCUUCUGGAUGUGUGGGUUCAUUGAUUUUUAUGGGCUCUCGAGUUAUAACUUAUUCGGCCAAAACUGGAUUUAUACCAAUAAUAUCAAAUAGCUUGUACAAUUGGCAUAAAAAAUUUGAUACACCGGUUAAUGCAUUGAUUUUGCAAUUUGGUUAUUGCGCACUUUUACUUCUUUUAUUCCCGGUAGGCAAAAGCUUUUUUCCAUUUUUUUCCGAUAUGUCGCAGUACUUAGAGAUGGUUUUCUUUGGUGUCAGCGCAUCUUGUUUAUUGGUUGUGCGGCACUAUCUUAAAGAUACUCAUUACACUGAUUUUCAAGUACAUCCAACUAUUGUUGUAUUUUAUAUUUUAUGCACUGCAUUCAUUGCUGUGGCAUCAUUUAUUCCAACUUCGCCAAUACACGACGAGGUACUUAAUUAUGGAUCAUAUGUACCAUUUGUUGUUUCAUGGAUCGCUGUAUUGGUAGGAACGGGUAUUUGGUAUCUCCACGAUUAUAGACGUUUCUUUUAA
Messenger RNA from Racocetra persica, 749 nucleotides. The record is from the annotation of a GenBank genome assembly. NCBI's taxonomy places the organism in Eukaryota, Fungi, Glomeromycota, Glomeromycetes, Diversisporales, Gigasporaceae.